Messenger RNA from Prorocentrum cordatum, 396 nucleotides. NCBI's taxonomy places the organism in Eukaryota, Dinophyceae, Prorocentrales, Prorocentraceae. The record is from the annotation of a GenBank genome assembly.
GCCCCAGCGGGCCCGGCGGGCGGCGAUGGCCACGUGGACGUCGGGCCCGAGAUGGAGGGCAAGGGCGACGCGACGGAGACGGAGGGCGACUUCAGGUACCACGAGGACGAGAAUGGCCACAAGUACUUUCGGCACAUCAGCUUGCACAGGUACUUCCACAAGGUGUCAGGCGCCUUCAACGGCUGGGGCAAGUGCACGAAGACCCAGACGGUGCACUCGGACGGAGGGUCUGAGGGCGCGCGGCGGAGGCUGCACUGGUGGGGGGGGCACCUCGGCGGCACGGUCCACAGCAAGGCGGCCCACGAGGACAGGUGGGCGAAGGUGAUCACAGACUGGGGCGCCGACAGCACCCCAGGGCUCGCGGUUCUGGAGGUCGACGCGAGCCAGGAGUUCUAG